Molecule: messenger RNA, 1974 nt
Organism: Ruditapes philippinarum (Manila clam)
Lineage: Eukaryota; Metazoa; Mollusca; Bivalvia; Venerida; Veneridae
Product: sulfotransferase 1C2-like
Exons: 4
Biological process (GO): sulfation
Cellular component (GO): cytoplasm
Molecular function (GO): sulfotransferase activity
Source: RefSeq, a predicted model, not a curated record
GUUCACAUUGGGUGUCAAAUCUUGUACACUACCUUCUUCACGACGGUCCCUUAGACGAAUUCGAUUCUCAUUCUCCUUGGCUAAUUGAUUAUUAUGACAUUGAAGAUAAAUACAAAAGACAAAAAGAAAGAAUUUUAACAACGCAUUACACACUAAAGCGCCUUCCAACAGAUCACUUUGCAAAAGGUGGAAAAACUAUUCUUAUCUAUAGGAACCCAAAGGAUUCGGUCGUCUCGAUGUACUAUAUGAUGCGGAAACAGAACAUUGUAGGAAACUUUAAUUUGUCAUGGGACAAAUUUCUUAGUUACUGGCUUGACGGGAAAAUAAUAUUUGGCUCAUAUUUUGACUUCUACAAUCAGUUGCAGCAAGAUCUCGAAAGAAAUCCAAAUUUAGAUAUACUUAUUGUUCAGUACGAAAAGCUUAAGAAGAAUUGUUUGCAUGAAGUACGCCGCAUACAGAAUUACCUUGGUUUGAACCUCACAGAAAAGCGUCUUGAGGCUGUAAUUGACAGGUGUUCAUUGAAGAAACUGAAAAACGAUGUAGACAGUGGAAAGGUUAAAUCAGAUCUUGUCGACGACAAAGGAAAGUCUGUUCUAUACAGGAAAGGUAUUAUUGGAGACUGGAAGAAACACUUUACAGUUGCACAAAAUGAACAAUUUGAGCAAAUAGCAGAGAAGAAAAUGGGAAACAGUAUAUUUAAUUACAAAGCGUGGAACUGAUGUUAUUUCUGUGUUACAAAUAUCCGUAUAUGGUUUUAGUUUUUGUUCUGGUUUGAAAUAAUUUUCAGCAAUGUGAUUUUAUCUGUUUUAGUUUCUAAAAGAGGUGGUCAAACUUGUUCAUCAUGUUGUAUAAUUUAUUUUUUAUUUUUGUAUAAAAACUUUACCUUACAAUUUUAAGACAUUUUAAGUAUUGAGACAUUUUUACAACAACAAUCUAAAGAAUCUUAUCAAUAUUUGAGUUUGUAUUGUACAUAAAAGGAAUAUUUGCAUAGCAAGCAUUUUUUUGUGAGGGUCAUAUAAUAAAUAACCUUAAACAAAGGAUAAUUUUCCGAUCUCUUCAUUAAAUUUUAUGUAAUAUUGUAAGUCCUACUAGUAUGUAUUUAAUCAAAAUAAAUGAUCCCUCAGCGUUCAUGUGAUGAAAUGAAUAAAUGAGAUAAGCAAUUAUGCUUUUGCCGGAAUUAAUUUUAUUUAAUAUAACAAACAUUGUUUUUUUUUCAAGCAUACCAGCCUUACUUAUAACUUAUUUAUUCAAAGGAAUAUUAAAAUACUUUAUCAGUUACUGUUACUGUUUCAGGGAAAGGAAAAUACAACACGCUAGUACAAAAAAAAGUGUAAACUUUGACAACAAAUACGUAUUCAAAGAAUUGUAUGUGGUAUCAUUUGAAACGGUUAUGAAACAAAAAUAUAUCAAAAUAAAACUUCCAUAAACCGACCCAUGUUUUGGAAAAAAAUAUGUUUAUUCUUUGAUUGUCUUAAGUAAAUAACCUGCGUGAAAUACGCUUUACUUUCAAAAAUCAUCAACAUGACAUGCGAUUUAUAUUGAAAUUUCACAAGCGCAUACGAUAAUUGGGCUUAUAUAAUAAAGUAAUCACAAUUAAAUGCUUCAGGUUUUCAUCGACCAAUGUUGUUACAUUAAAAAAUAUCACAAAUGUUUUGUGAACAAUAAGUUUAUAACAUAUUAACUUGCCCGUUGCCUAUCAUCAUGCUAUUCUCUUUGUCAAUGAACGAAUUUUGGGAAUCAUUCUUAUUUUCAAAACAAUUAAUCACAUGUUUAUACUUCCAAUAAUGAUUCCAAUGGACUGCUACAUUAUCACCUUCGAAAAUGAUUAAUUCAUUACAAGAGAAGUUUUUUUUCUUCUUUUUUUGUGUUGAUGAAUAUUUUAAUAUUUGUAUCUGACAAUUGUUGCACCAACUAGAAAUUAAGACGAUAUAAUUACAGCAACAAGCUAUUCAAACCGUUUUAAACUCUUCAAUU